This is a messenger RNA of Hemibagrus wyckioides, 4556 nucleotides long. It is a transcript of the gene arhgef7a, whose product is annotated as Rho guanine nucleotide exchange factor (GEF) 7a. Lineage: Eukaryota; Metazoa; Chordata; Actinopteri; Siluriformes; Bagridae. Bases 412 to 2985 code for a protein of 857 amino acids. Gene Ontology annotation, molecular function: guanyl-nucleotide exchange factor activity; protein binding. The transcript has 22 exons. The record is from RefSeq and is a predicted model, not a curated record. Gene Ontology annotation, biological process: intracellular signal transduction.
UACAGCACUAUACCUACCUUACAGUAAACCGCGGAUGUCUUUGCCAUGGCCAUGUAAAAUAAUGUGAAACCUAUCCAGUGAGCAUGCAAAUAGGUGCGCUCACACACACACACACACGGCUGUCAGUGAUGUCAUUUGCCAGAAGGUGAAGAAGCAGACGAGGCAGGUGGAGGGUUGUGUGUGUGCCUGCUAAAGGCGUUUUUGACAGCCACAUCGUUCAUGAUUUUUAGAAAAGCUUUACAGAGCUCAGAGGGACAGAGACAAGGACAGACUACGCGAUGCGCAACAUUCACACGGGCGGCUGCACGGAAAAUGGUGGCGCUUAAUUCAACGGCCGGCUGAUAACCGCUCCUUCAAUUGUUUUCCUCUUUUACUAACGCCCGGGAACAAGGGCAGUCGCGGCGUUUGACCAUGAAUCCGGCAGAACAAACGGUUACAUGGCUCAUAACGCUCGGUGUUAUGGAGUCGCCGAAGAAGAGCGUGUCGGAUCCGGCCGCGUUUCUGCAGUGCGCGCUGAAGGACGGAGUCGUGCUCUGCAGGCUGAUCGAGCGCCUGCGCCCCGGUACAACCGAACAAGUUUUCCAGGAGCCCAAAAACGACAGCGAGUGUCUGAGCAACAUAAAGGAGUUCCUGAAAGGCUGUGCUGCGUUCCGUGUCGAGCCAUUUGAGGCAAGUGACCUGCUGCAAGGCCAGAACUUCAGCAAAGUUCUCACCACAUUAGUGGCUCUCAACAAAGUGACUGCAGAUAUUGGCAUUGGCAGUGAUUCUGUAUGCACUCGACACUCUACUGCCCAUCGCAUCAAGUCCUUUGAGUCUCUGGUCUCGCAGACCUCACUGGGCCGAUCGUCCAAACUCCUCCAUAACCAGUUCCGAAGCCUGGAUAUGACCGAGAAUAGUAACAGCCAGUUGGUGGUGAAAGCUCGCUUCAACUUCCAGCAGACCAAUGAGGAUGAGCUCUCCUUCACCAAGGGUGACAUUAUCACCGUCACCCGCACAGAGGAGGGAGGAUGGUGGGAGGGCAACCUCAACGGAAAGACUGGCUGGUUUCCAAGCAACUAUGUCAGAGAGGUCAAAGACAAACAAGUUUCCCCCAAAUCUGGAACACUGAAAAGUCCCCCUAAAGGUUUUGACACCACUGCCCUUAGCAAAACCUACUACAACCUGGUGCUACAAAACAUUUUAGAAACGGAGACAGAGUACUCAAAGGAGCUUCAGAAUCUUCUGACCAAUUACCUGAGGCCACUUCAGAACACAGAAAAACUUAGCUCUGCAGACAUCAGCGUCAUCACGGGCAACCUGGAGGAAAUCAGCACCUUCCAACAAACUAUUGUCCAGUCACUAGAAGACUGCACUAAACUUCCAGAGCUACAGCAGAAAGUAGGGGGCUUUUUCUUAAACCUUAUGCCCAAAAUGAGAGCAUUAUAUACAGGUUACUGCUCAAACCAUCCAUCAGCUGUUAACAUUCUCACUGAGCGCAGUGAGGAGCUAGGAGACUUUAUGGAGAGUAGAGGAGCAAGUUCCCCAGGCAUUCUCACUCUGACCACAGGCCUGAGCAAACCUUUCAUGAGACUAGAUAAAUAUCCAACUUUGCUGAAAGAACUGGAGAGACAUAUGGAGGAGGGUCAUCCAGAUCGGACUGAAAUCCAAAAGUGCAUGACUGCAUUCAAGAAUCUUUCUGCCCAGUGUCAAGAGGUGCGGAAACGGAAGGAGCUGGAGCUGCAAAUUCUCACAGAAUCCAUUCGUUUGUGGGAGGGUGAAGACAUCAAGACUUUUGGCUGUGUGAUCUACAUGAGCCAGGCCAUGGUACAGAACCAAGGCUGUGAGGAAAGGAAUGAACGGUACCUCAUGCUUUUCCCUCAUGUUCUGCUUAUCCUCUCGGCCAGCCCAAGGAUGAGUGGCUUCAUCUAUCAGGGGAAGCUGCCAUUGAGUGGAAUGACAGUAACUCCUUUAGAGGACUGUGAAAGCCACAAGAAUGCUUUUGAGCUCUCAGGUUGCAUGUUUGAGAGGAUGCAGGUUAUCUGCUUUAAUAAGCAUGAUCAACAGGAUUGGCUGGAGCACCUGAAGCGCCAGACCAAACACACCACCAUGACUGCCCCGAGCAUGAAGCCACUCACAGUCCCCUGUCACACACUUCCAUCACAUCCUCUAACUCCAUCCAGGCACGCAGAGAGCCGUGGCCUGACUGUGGCUCCUGCCUACCACACUCUCCCUCACUCUUCCUCUCAUGGAGCUCCACACAGCACUGUAAUGUGGGGGCCUCUAGAACCUCCUAAAACCCAGAAACCUUGGAGUCUGAGUUGCCUGAGGCCAGCGCCCCCACUCAGACCAUCAGCUGCCCUCUGCUAUAAAGAGGACCUCAGUAAAAGUCCCAAAAGUAUGAAAAAGCUACUACCCAAGCGGAAACCUGAAAGGAAGCCGUCUGAUGAGGAGUUUGCUUUGAGGAAAAGUACUGUAGCACUGGAAGAGGACGCUCAGAUCCUGAAAGUGAUUGAGGCCUACUGUACGAGUGCCAAAACCCGACAGACUCUCAAUUCAACAUGGCAGGGAACUGAUCUGAUGCAUAACCACGUGUUGGAUCAGUCGAGCAUGGAGUGUAUGGGCCGCCGCAGCAGCAUCUCUCGGCCCGAGGGCAGCUCGGACCUUUCAGAGGACUCGGACUAUGACAGUAUAUGGACGGCUCACUCUUACAGGAUGGGGCCGGUUUCCCGACAGAGGAGAGACACUGCUCCAGCCCUUAUACUACCUGCAGAGGAGAGGAUAAUCAUGCAGGAGAUCAAAAGCAAUGGACAGACUGUUAUGGAAGAGAAGAGUCUUGUAGAUGUUGUGUAUUCACUAAAGGAUGAAGUCCAAGAACUUAAACAGGACAGUAAGAAAAUGAAACGAUCCCUGGAAGAGGAGCAGCGAGCUCGUAAAGAUCUGGAAAGAGUUGUACGGAAAGUUUUAAAGAAUAUUAAUGACCCAUCUUGGGAUGAGACCAAUUUAUGAGCUCGUGAGAAAGCUUCUUACAGGUUUGGUAGCAUUUGUGAAGAUUUAACAUUGCAUUUUCCCCAUGAACGUCUGAUAUAAAAAUAGAUUAACAUUCUCAGCUCAUUAUCUUGUAAUUAGUGCAUUUACAUGUCACUGCAAUCUUUGAAGAAGUUGACAUGCAGAUGGUUCAUACCAAGGAGGUACUUAUGGCCAGAGGUUUUAUGAACACUUUACCAUCAGACUGAUAUGUGUUUUUUCACAGCCCAUUCCAGAUGUAGUCCCCCUUGCUAUAAUAAUAAGCUUCACUCAUCUCGGAAAGCUUUCCAUUUGAUUUUGGAGCACGGCUUUGGGAAUUUGUUUUCAUCCAGGUACACAAGCAUUAGUGAGAUUAAGCACUGAUGUCAGGUGAAAAGACCGCAGUGUUCAAGUUCAUUCCAAAGGUAAAGGUCAGGGUUCUUAACUUAAGCUCUUCUGAUCAUGAUCAUGACAUACAUAGUCAUGUCCCUCGCUUUUUGCACAGGGGCAUUGUCAUGCUAGAGCAUGUUUGGGUUUCUUAAUUACAUUAAAAGAAAUUUUUUUUUAAAGCUACAGCAUAUAAUCUACAUAUUUGUGUGUGUGUGUACAGUUUUGUGGCAACAGCUUGGGGAAGGUCCAUUUGUGGUCAGGUGUCCACAGACUAUUGGCAAUAUAGUGUACUUUUGAAGGAAAAAAAAGAAGACAAUCCCAAAAUAUAAAUGAGUCCAUGGCAGACAAUCUCUACAUUGCUUCAGCGUUAUUUAUUCGUGACCAAUUACAAUAUGUACUUAAUAUGUUUGUAAUUAGUUAUUGACUAAUUGUGUCAGACGAUUCCUAUUUAACUUUUUUUAACCUCCACACAGUUUAUUUCAGGUCAUUAUGUAUUGGAAUCAUGUAAAUAAACGAAGGGGUGUAAUUCACUUCCAAGAAAAACGUGGCCCUUACAACUGACAUGACCAUGCAAUUAUGCUAGAAGGGAAAUGGCUGUGAUUUGUACAUUAACUCUUUCUGGUUCACCUCAGCUACUAUACUGAUGCAGGAAACCUCACUGACAGUUGUAGAUACUACUGCUGCACAUUGUGUUAACUGUAAACUUUGUGUUUAGAAAUACUCCAUAUAUGUAAUUUGUAAAUACUCCACAGCUAAUUUACUUAUUCCAGAUUUAUUUCAUUUUCAUUUAAAAAGUGACCUGGAACUAACCCUAUAAUGCCUAAUUCUGCUAGGUUUCCACAAGCUCACUAUAUAAUGAAUAUAGAUAAACUUUUAAAAAAAGUUAUCAUGCAUGUUAUGUUAGGGUGUUAAUGCAAUAAAGGGUCUGGUUUUUGUUUAUUUUUUAUUUAAUAGCAUAGUAAAAAUGUUGGUACCACUACAUUACUAAUAGGCCUUGAAACAUGACUCUGUAUUACUUGUAGCUGCACUCAUGCGUGGACUGAUCUUUCUGUGAGUGCUCUCUGAGGACAGUCAGGACUGUAAUUACCUCAUCAAAACACCUUUACUGUAUUUACUGAUUACCCUUACCUCCAUACAACUUCCUUUCUAUUGUACAUUCUGUAAAUAAAGAUGUUUUCUUAUGA